GCAUUAUGUUAUUGAUUUAGUAUUAGCUCACAUAUAUCUAGCUACGUGUUUCACUCGCACUAAAAUCAAUUGCAAUUAAAUUAAAUUGGAUAUCUAAUUUUACUGUACGUGUAUUCAAAUUCCCGCCACAAACAAAAAUAUAUCAUGUUGGCAGAACUGAUUCACUUCCACUAAAUUUUCUGCACGAUGGCUGUUUGUGUCGCUGUUAUUGGAAAAGACAAUUCCCCUUUAUACAUCGGUGGUGUGGGAAAUGACACAAACACCGAUAACGAACUUUCUCGACAAUGGCUCGUCCACACAGCCCUUGAUGCUCUGGAAGAACGUUUAGCGACAACCAACACCAAUACAGCAAACUCUGCUUCAAAUGCUUCUCGUACUGAUUUACGCGAUUUGUAUUUGGGAUUACUUUAUUCGACAGAUACGCAUAAAAUAUAUGGAUAUGUGACAAAUACAAGGAUUAAACUUGUUCUUGUAACAAGCUCAACAUCACCAAGUGGUAGUAAUAUACGAGAUGCGGAAGUACGGACUGCUUUACGUAGGUUACACGCGUUGUAUGCCGAUGCUAUUUGUAAUCCAUUCCAUUUGCCCGGUGAACAAAUUACGUCAUCAAAAUUCGACAGACAAGUGAAGAAUUUGCUGUUAAAUAAUGUUUAGUCUAUUUUCAGCUACAAGACAUUAUUUAGUUAAAGAAAUUAUAAUUUAGCGAUUAUAUACUUUGCGUUUAGCACACAAUGCUCCUGUCCUUAAGA
This is a messenger RNA of Papilio xuthus (Asian swallowtail), 749 nucleotides long. Its product is annotated as trafficking protein particle complex subunit 2-like protein. NCBI's taxonomy places the organism in Eukaryota, Metazoa, Arthropoda, Insecta, Lepidoptera, Papilionidae. The transcript has 4 exons. Gene Ontology annotation, biological process: endoplasmic reticulum to Golgi vesicle-mediated transport. Gene Ontology annotation, cellular component: TRAPP complex. The record is from RefSeq and is a predicted model, not a curated record. The coding region runs from base 187 to 654 and encodes 155 amino acids.